Molecule: messenger RNA, 549 nt
Organism: Lichtheimia ornata
Lineage: Eukaryota; Fungi; Mucoromycota; Mucoromycetes; Mucorales; Lichtheimiaceae
Exons: 3
Coding region: 1-549 (182 amino acids)
Source: RefSeq, a predicted model, not a curated record
AUGUGUGAACUGCAUAACCUUGGCCCAACUGUUUAUAUCGAUUUUGAUCCAACGAUCACACAACAUGGAUUGGUGUUCAAGAAUGAGGAUCGACAUUUGCUACCUUCUGCUAGAAAUCCCACCAUCGUUUAUGAUUAUACCCCAUUCUGGCAUGCCAAGAAUUCUUACUUUCCCGUAUUUCUUGAUACAUUACAACAUCAGAACAUAGCAGCUCGCCAAGAAGUCAUGGAUGAAGCACAAUUUGACGAAUCAUUCUCAUUGCAAAGAAUCUUACGACAAUACUGGAUCAACAUUUGCGCCAACGACGGUCAUGAUGCAUGCCUACGUCCAGGCGACAUUCCUGAUCAUGAACAUGGUGCUGAUGACUUUACCACGGAAAGCACCACAUUUAUACAACAACAUGGUCGUGGCAUUGAUUCUUGGGUGUGGGAUCAUUACUUAGCCAUUCCAAAGGGCAUGGCCACUAUCAGCAACGCAUGGAAGGAACUUUUAAAGAGAUAUCAGUUGGAGAUUGUACAUGUCAGCGUGGUUAGAGGAGUCAAACGAUGA